CUCAUAAUAAGGGUUAAUCUAAAAUGAUUUGCAAUUUGUAAGCAUUUGUAUAUUUAAUAAUCUGUACAUUUUACAGCCAUUGAUCUGUCCCUCGGAUGAUAAAUGCAAUAUAACCACAGCAACGAGAAAAUGUUGUCAAAAAUGUAGACUUAAUAAGUGUUUUGCAGUGGGAAUGAAAAAAGAGUUCAUACGGGAUGUGGAGGCAAAAGAGUUAAGAAAACAAUUAAUUCAAGAAAAUAAACAGAAAUCUCAACAAAAUAAUGAAAACAAUUCAGUUGACAAACCUAUUGAUAAUUCUGUGGACAAUGUCAUCAACGAUACAUCAAAUGAGACCAAACUUUCUGAUGAGACAUACGCUCAAGAAAUCGAGGCAUUGAUCGGAGACUCGCUUAAUAUCAGUGAUGAAGCACUCAGUGAACAGAUUAUGGAAAUUGAAAGUUAUGUCAUAAAAGAUACAAACGUUGAAAAAGUGGCUCAAAAUACUAACCCAUUAGCAGUGAUGCCUAUUUUCAAAGAGAUCAUAGACUAUAACGGAAUCAAUCACUUGGAGUCCAACCGGAUAUCCGAGUUGUUGAGCGCAUCCAAUGUUAUAAACUAUCGGCUUUCGCCAAACAUAAUCGAAAUAAGAGAUUACGAGUUAUUUGUCCGGUUAAUGGCACCGGGAAACUGGAGCAGCAAUUAUACAUAUAUCUACUACAGAGAAAUUAUUCCCCAGGUAAACGAAAAGCAUGGAUCGCAAUACAAUCAAAUCAAAGCACCCGUACUUCACAAUUCUCCUAAAGAAUGA
Messenger RNA from Oppiella nova, 787 nucleotides. The record is from the annotation of a GenBank genome assembly. Lineage: Eukaryota; Metazoa; Arthropoda; Arachnida; Sarcoptiformes; Oppiidae.